This is a messenger RNA of Thamnophis sirtalis, 825 nucleotides long. It is a transcript of the gene CCK, whose product is annotated as cholecystokinin. Gene Ontology annotation, cellular component: extracellular region; axon. The record is from RefSeq and is a predicted model, not a curated record. Gene Ontology annotation, molecular function: neuropeptide hormone activity. NCBI's taxonomy places the organism in Eukaryota, Metazoa, Chordata, Lepidosauria, Squamata, Natricidae. Gene Ontology annotation, biological process: digestion.
AGGAGAAACUCUGAAUGGCUUUGCUACAUACUGGAGACCAUUUUUUGUCCUGGCUAGUCAGAAGAUCUACCUAAACUUGAUUUGAAGCUAUGUAUAGUGGGAUUUGCAUCUUCCUAUGCCUGGUGAUGUUGUCCCUGAACACCUUGGGACAGCAAACAUCUGGAUCUCACCAUGCAAUGACAAAUCUCGAGCAGAGCUUAAUAGAAAAUCACCGACAUGCCCGUAUUCCAACUUCAGGGAAAUCUGUCCAGCUGGUAGAUGGCAGCAUUGACCAAAAGGCCAACCUUGGAGCUCUGUUAGCCAAAUAUCUCCAGCAAGCCCGAAGAGGUUCUACUGGAAAAGUCUCCGUGAUGGGGUUCCAGAAUUUUGACCCUACCCACAGGAUAAGGGAUAGGGACUACAUGGGCUGGAUGGAUUUUGGACGUCGCAGCGCUGAAGAAUAUGAAUAUUCCUCUUAAAGAUUGUACAAUUUUGCUUAAAAGAAGUGAAAAUCAAGUCCUUAUACAGAAAUAUAAUUUUCUGCAGAAAAAAAUGUUGGCAUCCUUUGCAAAUUGGUGUUUAAAAUAUAUGUAAAACUAUACAAUAUAUAUUUUGCAAACAGACACAGAAUUUUCAAUAAUGUUCAGAUGUUAUUCAUUUCUUAAUAAUUUUAUCAUUGCAAAUGUUGCUCUCCCUUUCUAAAAAUGUUUACAGUUUUACAUAUGGAUCAUUUGUUAAUUUGAACUAUUUAUGUGUUAAAUAAGAAAAAUAUCACCCAUGGAUCAAAUUCAGAUACACUCAAAAGUAGUAUUAUUGUAAUCAGUGAGACUUAAAUUUGUCACAAAU